AUGUCUCGAACAUCCAUAUAUCGGCAUUGGCUAGCUGUGAAGAAGCAACAAGAACAAGGGGAAACAAUUAACUCAGACAACGUCAAAAUAACAAAAUGUUCGAGGUGCAAACGUGUUACUCUUGAUUUAGCUUUGCUUUCUACUGUACACUACACAAAAAGAGGGACAAUCAGAUCAUUGGCAGUGGGUUUGCAGUGUAGCAUGACAACUGUAGGGAGAUGGGUUAAUGUCGGACUGAUCAGAGCACACACUUCAGCAAUUAGGCCAGAUUUAACCGUCCUGAAUAAGCUUCAAAGGUUAAGAUUCACAUUAGAUGCCUUAGAUUAUGGUGAUAUAUUGUUUGAUAGGAAAAUUGGAAUAUUUUCGCUGCUCAAGUACCAGCACAAAGAAAGAGCAAGAAUAGAGAUGCAGAGACAGCUGACAAAGCUCGUGGAUGUGAGGAAAACUAAUGUGACAACACGGGUUCAUGGGACGAUGGGCCAUAUAGCUCUCGAAUAUCUAUCCACCGGAAAAUCAUCGGAGAAGAGUGACGUGUUUGGACAUGGCAUCGUGCUUCUAGAGAUCGUCAUGGGGCAACGAGCUACAGAUUUCUCGAGUUUGGAAGAAGAAGACGAUGGCGUACUGCUCGACCAUGUAAGUUGUCAAUAUGUUUGA
Molecule: messenger RNA, 654 nt
Organism: Salvia hispanica
Lineage: Eukaryota; Viridiplantae; Streptophyta; Magnoliopsida; Lamiales; Lamiaceae
Source: RefSeq, a predicted model, not a curated record